AUUCCCUGUGCGGUGGCUGACUUUGAGCGUCUGCUGCGCGAGUCCCAGAAGGAGGUGCUGAGGCUGCAGCGGCAGCUGUCCGUCAGCGCUGUGCGCGACGCCACACCUGAGGCCGCACCUGAGGCCACACCUGAGACCGCACCCACUGAAGCCCCUGAGGCCACACCCACUCAAGCCCCGGAAUCCACCGACAUCACCGACAAGGCCGCGGCUGAGACCCCAACCCCAGCUUUAGAUGAGGCUCCUCCCACGCCGGAGGAGACUCCUGCAGAGGAGGCGGAGCCGGGGACAAGAGUGACACCUCGGCUGAGUCCAAGCCCCACCCACCCCCAGGAGCAGACUGAGGAGCAGCGCAUUGAGUUUCUGGAAAGUGAGUUGAGCAAAAAGAGAAAAGAAUGUGAAAGUCUUGAGCAUGAUGUUAGGAAGCGGCAGAAGAGAUGUCUGGAUUUGGAGAGCCAGCUCGAUGAGGAGCGUGGCAAAAAUGAGAGAUUAGCCGAGGAGGCAGAACUCCUCAGGCGGAAGGCUCAGCUGCUUGACCAGUCCCAGGCUGAGAAUGAGGAGCUGAGGCAGGAGCUCUCUGAAGUGAGCGCUCAACACAAUUCAGUUCUCGAGGAGAACCAGAGACUCCGUGCCAAACUGGAGAACCUAGAGCAGGUCCUAAAGCACAUGCGAGAGGUCGCUGAGCGAAGGCAGCAGCUGGAACUGGAACAUGAGCAGGCACUGGCUAUCCUCAAGUUCAAGCAGGAUGAGAUCAAGCGGCUACAGCGGGCACAGUUAUUUGCCAAACGGGAGCAUGAGGGUGUUGUUCAGGUGCUGGAGUCCAAGGUGCGCGAGCUGGAGGACAAAUGCCGCAGCCAGAGCGAGCAGUUCGGCAUGCUCUCGCAGGAGCUGGAGAAGUUCCGGCUGCAGGCCUCCAAAAUCGACCUGGACAGCUCGGGCCUGCUGUCCCACCCCAGCCUCAGCCACCUGACCAACGGGCUCCCGGGGGAGACAGUGGACGUGGAGGCGGUGCUGCGGGCCGGCUCCACUCCCCACGCGGCUGGGCUGGUAGGGCUGGCCCGGCUGGAGCGCUCCCCCACCACCAAGCACCGCGAGCUGCCCACCAUCAGCGCCAAGUCCGCCUCCACCUCCAGCACCACCAAGUCCGACACCACCCACCUCACGCCCGGCUCCCGGCCUCACAGUCCGCGCAAAGCCAGUCCCACACACGAAGUCGACACUGCCAGUGAGGUAGAGGAGUUGGAUAUAGACGUGUCUCCUGCUCCCUAUUCUGCAAACAGAGGGGCUGCCAAACUCCAGGUCUUCAUUGCCAGAUACAGCUAUAACCCUUACGAUGGCCCGAAUGAUAACCCAGAGGUGGAGCUCCCCCUCACUGCAGGAGAGUACAUCUAUGUGUAUGGAGAUAUGGAUGACGAUGGCUUCUAUGAAGGUGAGCUGAUGGAUGGACGGAGAGGGCUGGUCCCCUCCAACUUCGUGGAGCGCGUGUCGGACGACGACGUCAUGAGUGCCCAGGCCCACGAGGCGGCUGACCUGUCCCACAACUCCUUCCAGGACAGCAGCCUGCACAGCGGCAGCGAGCGCUUCCAGCACUCUCACCCCCACCACGUGCGCUUCGGCCCCAACACCACCACCACCACCACCACCCCCACCCCCGCCGCUACCACCGACACAUCGGCCGCGUCCUCGGCCUCCGUCCCCAACCCCGCCGCGAGCAAGCCGCCGGCCCUCACCGUCCCCAUCACCAACGGCCUGGACCUCGACCUGGAGGAGGUGGACGUAGUGCCUUACCCGCGCAAGCUCACCGUCAUCAAGCAGCUGGCCAAGAGCAUCAUCAUCGGAUGGGAGCCUCCGGUGGUGCCGGCCGGCUGGGGCUCCGUGUGGAGCUACAACGUCUUCGUGGACCAGGAGCUGCGGCUCAACGUGCCGUUCGGCUCCCAGACCAAAGCCGUGCUGGAGCGGCUGGACGUGGCGUCCCGGGCGCACCGCGUGUCCGUCCAGAGCCUGACGGAGCGCGGCGGCUCGGACCAGCUGCGCUGCAGCCUGCUGGUGGGCCGCGACGUCUGCGUGGCGCCGUCCCAGCUCCGGGCCGAGCGCGUCACGGCCACCUCGGCCACGCUGGUGUGGCUGCCCAGCAACAGCAACUUUGUGCACAUCGUGUCCUUGAACGAGGAGGAGUGCGAGCUGGUGAAGGCCGGCUGCUACUCGCUGUGCCUCAGCAACCUCACGCCCAGCCUGCAGCACCGCGUCAAGGUGGAGGCGCGGCCGCACCGCACGCCCUGGGAGCUGCCGCAGGAGGGCCGCGAGCGCCGGACCGCCGUCACCACCUUCAACACGCUCACCGCCGGUCCCCCUGAUGCCCCUCUGGACGUGCAGCUGGAGCAGGGUCCUUCCCCGGGGAUCGCCAACGUCAGCUGGCUGCCUGUCACCAUCGAUGCUGCUGGAACCUCCAAUGGGGUGUCCGUCACAGGCUACACCAUCUACGCAGACAAGAAGAAGGUGUUGGAGGUGUCGUCCCCCACGGCGGGCAGUGCCCUGCUGGGCCCGUCUCAGAUCCAGGCGGUGAAGGCGGCACAGGAGCUCACCGUGCGCACCAUGUCCCCGCACGGCGAGUCCUCCGACUCCGUGCCCGUCAACGUCCAGGCCAAACUCGCUGCCAUCAUGGCGGGCCCCGUGCCCCCAAGUCUCCCUGUGCCAGUCCUGGCAGCAGCCGCCGCCACCGCCGUGCCCGGCCCGCCCGCCGUCUCGUCCUGCCUCACCAACUCGCCUGCCAAAAUGCCAGCGCUGCCCUACAGCUUGCCGCCGCUAGACGCGCACACAUCGGUCCCCGGCGGGGGGGCCUAUGCCAACUCUCCCAAAGCCAUCACCGCGAAUGCCCCCCUGCCCGCCGGCUCCUACAUGGAGGCCUGGGCAAAUCCUCACAUGGCUGUUGCCCCCAUGCCCAUGGCCUUGGCAAUGCAGCAGCAGCAGCAGCAGCAACAGCAGCAACAGCAGCAGCAGCAACAACAACAUCCUCAGCAUCAGCAUCCUCAGUAUCAGCAUCCUCAGCAUCCUCCACCGUCUGCCAUGAACAACCCAGUGGUCUUCGCACCACAGUUGAGCGCGGCCUUACCCGCCAGCAUCUCCGCGGCGCUGGAACCCCACCGGGAGACGGAGAGCCCCGCACCCUCCGCCCCCCGCCCCGGCGUCUCCAUCUCCGACUACCUGGAGGACCCCAGCAGUGCCAAGCUCCAGCAGCACGAGCCCUACCACCACGCGCCCGCGCCCCGCAUGCCCGCGCUGGACUCCCUCAACCCCCCCGAGACGCACCCCAUGCGGCCGCCCAACCCGUCGCCGUUCGAGUCGGAGACCGAGGAGGACCUGGAGAACACGCGGCUGGUGUCCAUCGAGGAGUUCCUGGGCCACGGGAGGCCGGCGGCAAGACACCAGGGUUACGGUGGCGGUCUGGCGGAACCAACCGUUGACUACCAGCUAGAGAGCAGCCGAGGCUCGGACCUGUCUGACAUCCUGGAGGAGGAGGAGGAGGACCUGUACUCCGAGUCCAUCGCAGACGUGCAGGGCAGGGGCUACAGCAGGGCCAUCGGCAGGGACGCCAGCGGCAGAGACCAGUCGAUGGCGGAGGCCCCACUGUCCCGCUCUGAAGCCAGGCAGAUGAAAGAGGUCGGAGAGGCAGGGAGAGUGAUCGGGGAGAACACAGUGCGGGUUUUCGUGGCCCUCUUCCCAUACGACCCUGUCAGCAUGUCACCUAAUCCUGACGCGGUGGAGGAGGAGCUUCCCUUCCGAGAGGGACAGAUCAUCAAGGUGUAUGGUGACAAAGAUGCGGAUGGCUUCUUCCGCGGCGAGAGUAAUGGUCGGAUGGGCUACGUCCCGUGCAACAUGGUGUCCGAGAUCCAGGUGGACGACAUGGAGACACGCGACCAGCUGCUGGCCCAGGGCUUCCUCGCCACCGAGGCAUCCAUGGAUAAGAUAGGCACCACUCGCUCACACGCACAGCUUCCACGCCGCCCUGUUCCGCCGCCGAAACCUAGACGAUCCAAGAAAGUGGAAUCGGCCGGAGUGUGGGACGACAGCUCUGUGGUUGACUCGUCCAGUCAAGAUCGGAGCCAAUCAGGAGCUGCCACGGGCAACCCGGGGCCACGGAGAAUGGUGGCCAUCUUUGACUAUGAUCCGCGAGAGAGCUCUCCCAAUGCAGACAUAGAGGCGGAGUUGACCUUCAGCGCUGGGGACAUCAUCUAUGUGUUUGGUGACAUGGACGCCGACGGCUUCUUCUAUGGAGACCUGAACGGACACAAAGGCCUGGUCCCGUCCAACUUCCUACAGCCCUUCCCCGAGACCGUAGAGGAGUUAGGUGGGGCUGCAGCGAUGGACCACCUUGUAGUGAUGGAUGCUAGGAGAGACCCGGUGAGGGAGGGCGCGCCCCAGGAGCGGGACGACCUGGCGGGGGACACUGAACCAGACAGGACCACGCCGUCCGGACCGGAACCCGACGCCGACCCAGACCCAGAGCCCACUCUAGGACCACUCCCCGAGGCUCCGGCCAGCGGUGGCCCUACCCCGACCACCGCCUCCGACAGCCCCCUGCCCACUGACCCGUCCUCCCUCUCGGGCAAGAAGAAGAAGGGCUUCUUCUCCAAAGGAAAGAGGCUGUUUAAAAAGCUGGGAUCCAGCAAGAAGGAGUGAACGCUGUGACUGUUUGUUUGUUUGUUUUUAUUAUUUGUUUGUUUUUAAUCCUCCCCAUACAGGAAGCACUUUUUUUUAUGUUGGUUAGUCUCAAAUUAAUCUUAUUUAAUUGUAAUAUGUAUUAUACAAUAAGACUAGUUUCACUGUGCUAGGCUCUCCUAGAUGGAGGCUUCCUAAGAAUAUAUACCAUAAUGUAACACAAUACUUGGGAUGACAUCAUCUUAAGAAUCAGCUGCACCCUGCAUGGCUCCAAAGUGUCCCAUUAUAAGACACUAGAUUAAGCAAGAGUAGUACACACUGGCAAGCUAUUUGUUUAGGUGCAGCAAUGGGCUUAAAACACUAAACUAACACUAAAAAUGCAUCCUCUGUAGGUCCGUUUUGAAGAGUCUGAAUAUAACAAAACACAAUGCAGCAUAAAAGUAUAAACGUUGGUUAACCUUUUCUUAAAGUGUACAUGCCGCAGACCCAGUCAGAGCCAUCUGUGGGUGUUAGACGCUAAUGACAUUAUGCAGCUUAUGCUCUAAGGAAGACAAAACUCAUGGUUGUCUUCGCUGUCACAAGUAAAUAUUUCUCUCAUAUUUUCACGCUUUUUUCUCUUUCUGGCACACUGACACAAGGGACCGUAGGAAAAUGGCCCGUGCUCUCAGUAAAAUGUAAACCCUAACAGUGUGUGUUUGGCCAGAAUGACGGACGUCUGUUAGAAGUGACUGGUGAUCGUUGCGUGAGCGCGUAAGCCUCACACAAGCUAUGUGGACAAGCAUGUGAGCGUGAGCGUGUGCGAGUGCAAGUUUGGCUUUGCCUGUUUUCAGAUGUUGUCUCGGAACUCGUACUUGAGUGGUUUCUUUUACUUUUUUUUUUUGUUGUGGUGCGGACGCGCGUUUUUGUGUUUGUUACGGUAAACGUGUGUGUGUGUGUGUGUGUGUGUGUGUGUGUGUAAGUUAGCGUGUGUGAGUUCGCACUUAAGAGCGUGUAUAUGUGGGACGAUGUUGCAGUGGUCUGCCUUGAGCCUGUCUUUUUUUUGUUUGUGAAAAGAUCUGUUACUUUUAUUCUGUUGCUUUGCCUCCGUUUUAGGAGUGAUCGAGUUAUUUUUAAGUAUUCUACACAAACUCAUACUUAUUCAAUAACGCUAGAGGCUACACAUUUGUCAUACAAACAGUGAAUGACAAAAACACACAAAUGGUUAUAGGACCAUGGACUAAAGAAAUGUGAGUGUAGCCAAACUGUUUGUUCAUUGGUACCACCACUACAAUAUGCAGUAAUUGUUCUUUUUGGAAUUAUUUUGUUUAUUUGUUUUUGUUUAUUUUUCUGUGUGUGUUUGUCAUUACAGGGCUCAUGUGAACUUCUCAGGUUUAACGUGUAGUUUAUCAGCUUUGUGUGUUAAGCUGUGGCUGUUUGAACCGCAGGAUACGAUUCUUGCCAAAUCAUUAGGUGCUCAGCAUGUUACUAUGACAACUAGACACCUACCAUCAAACACCAGCCAAUAAGUGGGAGUGGGUCGAAGCACGACUGACUUCGGAGAAGCAGCCAGACAUGGGUGUUGUCAGUACAUUUUCAACAAUGUUUUGUUGUUGAAAAGUUGCUGAAAGUUAAAAUUACUGAACUUGAGAAACUCCUGCAAUAGAAGCUAAAUGGAGGUAAAAAAAAAUUGCCAAGGACCUUACCAACGCAGUCUUGGUUGGGCUUUUGAGUAGAGGGAGGGUCAGAGGUCAUCUCUGAAAACUUGCUGAAUUGUACAGUCACUCGCAACAUAUCCCUCGAUGGCCUUUAGUCAACCUGCACUUCCCCUGCUGCGCUGUAGGCAAUAGUGUUAACCAUUAGCGAUGCUACUGCAAGCUUCAGGGACGCAACAGACCUGGUCUGCCCACUACCCAUAACCCUACGCCAGUCCAGCUCCGCAGUUUAACUAGAAGAUGACCGCAGCAGCACUCUAGAUUACCAGCUGUAAUGUUUAGCCUUAUAAGACGUUGUUUAGUCUUAAUUUGUUGUUUACACUGUACUUGUACUGACUGCAUGCAUAAUGACUUUUAUGCCCAUGUUUGGCCUUAUGGAUUUAUUUAUAUAUUUAUAGAUUGACCAGGCAUUUUGUUUUGCAGUGUUUUUUUUUUUUUUUGUAGUAGUAUUUUUGAGGGUGUUGGUAAAUGCAGAGGAGGCCUAGUAUGUUUAGAUUGAAACUGCAGAAGGCCGGUCUGUAUAUAAUGCACAGUGUUUUGGUCCCAAUCAGUGUCACAGCUCUGACUUUGUGGUAUGAUGUUUUUUUCAUACAGCGAGAGACUUUAUUCUUUUGUCCGUCCAAACAAAGCUUGUUUCCAUUUUUUUUGUACAUUGAGGUUUUUAUUACCAAUUCUUUUUUUCGACACUUGCUUGUAAAUACAAUUUUUUGUUGUUAUUGUUCUCAGAUUUGUCUUUUUUGCAUGAUACAGCAGUGUUUUGAUUGAGGAGAAAGAACAUCCGCGGUUGGACUCCUGAGAGUCCUCAACUUGAAAGUGCAGAGAUUGUUUUCAUCUUUCAAUAUGGACCUUUUUACUAAAAUAAAAGUCUAUUUUCACAUAAAA
Molecule: messenger RNA, 7229 nt
Organism: Sardina pilchardus (European sardine)
Lineage: Eukaryota; Metazoa; Chordata; Actinopteri; Clupeiformes; Clupeidae
Product: RIMS-binding protein 2
Exons: 25
Coding region: 667-4677 (1336 amino acids)
Molecular function (GO): protein binding
Source: RefSeq, a predicted model, not a curated record